This is a messenger RNA of Leptosomus discolor (cuckoo roller), 408 nucleotides long. The record is from RefSeq and is a predicted model, not a curated record. Lineage: Eukaryota; Metazoa; Chordata; Aves; Leptosomiformes; Leptosomidae.
AUGAGUAAGUUGCCAACUCUAGAAUUUGAAGAAUCAAUUGAUGCCAUGAUAAGGUGCAUAGAUUCAGACAAUGUGCUCAGGUAUUCCACUGAGGAUUGUUCCUUUGAAGAGGAGAUUCGUCCAGAUGGCUACAACGUAUAUAAAUCAAAAAAAUACGGAAUAUCGGUGUCUUUGAGUAGUGCCAAGCAAAGACAACAGUUCAAAGGAAAAGAUUUUCUUCCGCUGUCUCACUUCUUACCUAUGAUCAACACUGUGCCUAUGGAGUCAACAGACUUUGGUGAAUAUGGUGAUUACAGCCAGGCCUUUGAACCAGAGGGGUACUCCUCGCCUCUUGAAACGGACAGCAUGGACCCUUUUGGCAUCACCUCCAAACUGUCACCAGUAAAGAGCCCCAGCUUUCAGAAAUGA